AUGAUGAAUAUUGCCCUUCGCCAUAGGGGAUACACUGUGAGGCGAAUCAAACGUGCCAAGGGGAAGACGAAUGCCUUCAGCUUCAAGCACAACUUUGGAGUCUCUCCAUGCACUGCAGUUUGGGUCUACACUGACAUGCAACUAACCAACAUUGCAGACGCAAAGAUCAAAGGAGGAGAGGAAGAUCUCAAGUAUUUUUUAAUGGGUCGUUACUACCUUCGAACGUACCCAACAGAAGAGGACCUGUCGGCGACGAUCAAUUUCUUAGCAGGUUGGGCAAGGACGAAAACAUGGGCUGCGAUCGCGAAGAUCCGGAUGUUGAAGAAAUUCUCUUUUCUAAAGGCCGGUCUCGACUAUGAAUUGGGAAUUUCGCUAGUCGACAAUCGGCUGUUGUGGAUCCGUGGUCCCUUUCCAGCGGAGACAAAUGAUAUUACUGUGCUGAGGGAAGAAGGGCUGCUUGCGGAACUCAAGCGACGAAAACAAUCCGCCAUUUGCGAUAAAGGCUACAAUGGUGAACCUAACAACGUCAGUACAUGCAACUCGCACGAUAAUGCUGGAGCCAAGCUCUUCAAGAGCCGAGCACUCAAGGGACAUGAAAUCUUUAACAAUUUGUUGAAGCAAAACAACAUUUUGGAUACCCGUUUCCGUCACAACGAAACAAAGUUCAGGGACGCGUUUGAAGCUCGUUGCGUUCUGGCACAAUAUCGCAUCUAA
This is a messenger RNA of Cylindrotheca closterium, 714 nucleotides long. Lineage: Eukaryota; Bacillariophyta; Bacillariophyceae; Bacillariales; Bacillariaceae. The record is from the annotation of a GenBank genome assembly.